UUAUAUUAGUGCAGAACACUGUACCUUUAAUUUAAAUGCCCUUGGAGUCUGCUGGGGAAGAGAAAUAAUACUGUCAGUCAGUAUGACAUGCAGAUGAGUGCCGUCGAUCUUAGAAUCACCGCACACUUCACUCAUUUGGGCAGUCACGGGGCCAAAACCAGAGUGUGGAGCCACAGUGUGGCGGUGGAGGCAGCAGCAAUGGGAGGCCAUACAGCACCCUAUGACAAAAUGGAACCCACCAGCAGUGUGAGGAGACCUGAAAGUGGCACAUGGCAGAGUGUGGCGAUGGAGACAGCAGCAAUGGAGGCCGUACAGGGACCCAUGACACACUCUGGACCUGGCAGCAGCAUGAGGAGGCAGUACAGGGGCCCAUGACAGAUUACGGGCCUGGCAGCAGCAUGAGGAGUCGGUACGGGGGCCCAUGGCAGAUUACGGGCCUGGCAGCAGCAUGAGGAGGCGGUACAGGGGCCCAU
Staurois parvus is the source of this 473-nucleotide messenger RNA. The record is from the annotation of a GenBank genome assembly. Lineage: Eukaryota; Metazoa; Chordata; Amphibia; Anura; Ranidae.